AUGGAUUCUUUUCUUGAUGACAAUGAAUUUGAACACAUUAUAGAUAAAGAUCAAGUUGAUCAUUUGGAGCUUGAACUCCAGGGAUUGAUUGGCAAAGGCCCGCAACCUGUCAUGGAAUGUGGAGAACCUGAAUUGCCUUCGUCUUCCGGUGCUUCUUCAGUGAGGCCCACUGAUGAGAAAAUGGAUGCUAUUCUUGAUGAUGAUGAAUUUGAUCAAUGGAUGAUUAAACACGUCAUUGAUAAAGAUCAAGUUGAUCAAUUGGAGCUUGAACUCCAGGGAUUGAUUGGCAAACGGCCGGAAUGUGGAGAACCUGAGUUAAAGAAAAGAAAGCUUGAACGCAACCACUUGCCUUCGUCUUCCGGUGCUUCUUCAGUGGAGAAGGAUAGACAAAAUCAGCCAUCAAGCUACUUGGUUGAACCUCACAAGUUGAAAGGAGAAAAACGCCGGAAUAGACGCAUGCCUUCAAUCAACCUGUCUUCUCUGAUAGACAAUAAUGUGGUGUCGUUGGGGGAGAAAGCACGUUACUUGAAUAAAAAGGACAACCGUGUUAUGGCAGAAGGGUGGGUCAUGCACGAAGGAAUCAGAUGUUCGUGUUGCAAAAAUGUGUAUUGUCUUUCCAAGUUUGAGGUCCAUGCAGGCAGCAGUAGUCAUCGGCCUACUGCCAAUAUCUUCUUGGAAGAUGGAAGGUCACUGCUGCAGUGUCAAGCACAAAUAAAAAAUGGUGAUGAAGUUAAAGGCUUUGAACAAAAUCCACACCCCAUAAUUCAGAAAAUGGAGAGUGAUGUGGGUGUUGAAGGCUUCACAGGGUAUCUGCAUGAGCAUAUGGAGAGGAAUCAGGCCCACCCAUUAAUUCAGCAAAUAAAGGUUGACAAAAAGGAUUGCAGAAUCACAAUUGCAGAAGAAAUGAAGAGUAAAAUCUCAUGUUGCAGAGGAAAUGGAAUAUGCCACAUUUGUCUCCACCAAGGGGUUGGAUUGCUAGUGUGUGAAGGUGAAUGCCUGCGCAUGUUUCACUUAAGCUGCAUUGGUUUAGAGGGUUUUCCUGAAAGUGUAUGGUUCUGCCCAUCUUGUGCAUGUGGAUUAUGCGGUGGGGGUGAAUACAAUAAUGAAAACGAUCAGUUUGAGGAGCGAACAAUUGUGUAUUGUGAUCAAUGCGAACGUAGAUAUCAUGUGGGUUGUCUAAGAGAAAGAGGAGUCGAAGGGCUUGAAAGUCGUCCGAAGGGAAAUUGGUUUUGCAAGGAAAAAUGUGCAGAGAUAUUCUUCCAUCUCCAAAACUUUCUUGGAAGAUCAAAUCCAACGGGCAUAAAGGAUCUAUCGUGGACUAUUUUGAGGUCAAAUGAAAAGGAUGGGCAUGAUCUUCACACAUCCUCCUAUAUUGAAGCAAUGACUAAGCACAAGCUUGUGGAUGCGCGUGCUGUACUGCGCGAUUGUUAUGGUCGCAUUGUCCAGCCGGUUACCAAGACGAACCUUAUCAAAGAUAUUGUUUUCAGUAAAGAAUCGAAGCUGCCCUAUCAGAACUAUCAAGGUUUCUAUACCAUGAUCUUGGACAGAGGGAAGAAACCGAUAUCCGUAGCAACGUUCAGGGUCCAUGGUGACAAGGUAGCAGAAGUGCCUCUAUUGGGUACACGUGUUAUGUCGCGCCGACAAGGAAUGGCAAGUCUUCUCAUGAACAAUUUACAAAAGAUUCUUUCCGACAUGGGUGUACAAAAAUUGAUAUUGCCUAUAGCUCCUAAGUUUCUACAGAGUUGGACUACGUCGUAUGGUUUUUCUAAGGCAACAAAUUCAGACAGAUUUGAGCUAUUGGAGUGCCCUUUCAUAGAAUUUAUUAACAACAUGAUGUGCCAGAAAAUAUUGAUAAAACCUGCAAUUUGA
Molecule: messenger RNA, 1869 nt
Organism: Magnolia sinica
Lineage: Eukaryota; Viridiplantae; Streptophyta; Magnoliopsida; Magnoliales; Magnoliaceae
Product: increased DNA methylation 1-like
Exons: 8
Coding region: 1-1869 (622 amino acids)
Biological process (GO): negative regulation of DNA-templated transcription
Molecular function (GO): transcription corepressor activity
Source: RefSeq, a predicted model, not a curated record